AUGACGACGUGCCGUCUGCUGUGCGCCCUGUUGGUGCUUGCCCUGUGCUGCUGCCCGUUCGUGUGUGUUAGAGCGAGUGCUGGCGCGGAACGUGAUGGACACACUGAACCGCCCACACCGUCACACAAUUCAGGCCUGGGGGCCAAUUCCUUGGGUCCAAAUGCUCGUACAGUCCCGAAAACGAAUAACUCCGGUGGACCACUUCAAUCUGUUUCUACCGUUGCGGGAGGGGAACCCGAUGUGUCGUCCAAUACACCACAUGGAGCAAUUACGUCUGGUCAGUCGGGUUCAGAGGAUGGUGACACCGAUUCACCAGGUUCAACGGUUAAUUCCGAGGAAUUGGUAGUAAAAAAAACAACAGAGCAUGAUCCGGCAGUGCCAGCACCUAAUGAAGAGGUUGCGGAGAAGGCAAAAAAUGCGAUGAAUGCGACCCCGACGAAAAAGACACCGCCACUACCAAUCUCGGCAGUACCACAGCCAAAAGCAUCACCAGCAGUGACUGUUCCAGAAACAGGGAAAGGCUCAGCGGCACGAAAUCUCUCCCAGUUGUCAAGAGAAAAAAAUAAAGAAAACACAGCGUCACAAACCAAAGCGCUGUCCGAAGCACUGAAACGACAUUCAGGGGAUGCUGAGGCAGAGCAACAAGAACAAGAGAGCGACACAUCAAAUCUGGUGGCGAUUGCCGAUAACGGCAAACAUGCGGAAACGACAUCAUCAUCCAUCUCUAUAAAUGACAAUGACGAUUCUCAGGGUACGGGGGCUGAGAAUAAUGACAAUGAUCCACGGCCCAACCCCACAGAAACAAGCGACCACAAAGUUGAUAAUACCAACCUUGCUUCUGCACCCACUGAGACCGCACCAGAAACAGUGAAUACGGCCACCGCCGAAAGAAAUGAAACACUGAAGUCUGAAGGCAGUGACGGCAGCACCGCGGUCUCCCACGCCACCUCCCCUCUUUUGCUUCUUCUUGUUGUUGUUGCGUGUGCGGCUGCUGCUGCGGUGGCCGCGUGA
This is a messenger RNA of Trypanosoma cruzi, 1011 nucleotides long. RefSeq names its product mucin-associated surface protein (MASP), putative. The coding region runs from base 1 to 1011 and encodes 336 amino acids. NCBI's taxonomy places the organism in Eukaryota, Euglenozoa, Kinetoplastea, Trypanosomatida, Trypanosomatidae. The transcript has a single exon. The record is from RefSeq and is a predicted model, not a curated record.